Molecule: messenger RNA, 865 nt
Organism: Cyclopterus lumpus (lumpfish)
Lineage: Eukaryota; Metazoa; Chordata; Actinopteri; Perciformes; Cyclopteridae
Gene: tmem230b
Product: transmembrane protein 230b
Exons: 3
Coding region: 263-622 (119 amino acids)
Biological process (GO): synaptic vesicle transport
Cellular component (GO): endomembrane system; synaptic vesicle
Source: RefSeq, a predicted model, not a curated record
GCAGACCGAGGCGAAAACACGGAAGACCCACGAUAGAAGAUAACAGGCAACACCUCACCGUAAUCUCUUCUCAGAACUAGUUUCAGGAAACAAUAACGGUCGUACAUUGGAUCCGGGGUCAGAUUUAACUUCACUUUGGUGCUGACAGCUUGUGAGUGAUGAUGGUGUCGAUAAUGCUUCUGUAGCCGAAGCUGCUUCUGCCUCAUUGAAACACAAAACAAACUGUUAGCAAGCUCCGUAGUGACUUCAGCAGCUGAAGAAGAUGCCAGCUCGUAACGUUGUGUCCAGCGAAACGCCGAACAGCAAAGUGAGGUACUCCAGGUUGGCCACUGAUGAUGACGGCUACACUGAUUUACAGUUCAAAAGAAGCCCACCCAAAGUCCCAUACAAAGCCAUAGCAUUAGCCACAGUCCUCUUCCUAAUCGGCUCGCUGUUAAUCAUCAUUGGCUCCCUUCUGCUGGCUGGAUACUUUGGAGUCGCUCACUCAGACCGAACUGUGCCUGUCCUUAUCAUUGGGAUCCUUGUCUUCCUCCCUGGAAUUUACCAUCUACGAAUAGCUUACUAUGCAUCCAAGGGCUACCGGGGCUACUCCUAUGAUGACAUCCCAGACUUUGAUGACUGACAGAUACCACAGCUUCAGUCUUCUUGUAGUCAUAUAUAAACUACCAAUAUUCUCCUUUUGCUAAUUUAAAAGGAACUGACCUUUUGAAAGAAAAUAAGCUUAAAUAGAUUAUUUUUUACCCUGUCAGAGGGUUAUAUGCCGAGAUAUUUGGUGCCAGCCUGCUGUAAUGAAGUCAAAUCAGUCUCCGACAUUGUUUGAUUGGUAUAUUUUUUUUGUUAGCCUAAUAAAUCAAUAAGACUGUAA